Molecule: messenger RNA, 1230 nt
Organism: Penicillium olsonii
Lineage: Eukaryota; Fungi; Ascomycota; Eurotiomycetes; Eurotiales; Aspergillaceae
Source: the annotation of a GenBank genome assembly
AUGUCUACACGGCAGAUGUCUCCCCAACACCAGGAGAAGGGUGAAACUCCUGCCAACAAUAACCCUGCACAGCAAAAGAGAACGCCAUGGUACAAGCAAUUGAAUUGGCUGAUGGUCACCAUGGUCCUCCUCGUUCCUGCAUUUGCUGGUCUAAGCACAAUUUGGAUUCCUUUCCAAAGGAAGACCCAGAUUAUGGCAUUCUUCUAUAGUCUCACAAAGGGAUUCAGUAUCACAGCAGGAUACCACCGUCUGUGGUCCCACAAAUCAUAUACAGCCAGCACAUCCCUGCAAAUAUUCUUGAUGCUCUUCGGCGCCGGCGCCGGACAAGGAUCAAUCAAGCUAUGGACCCGAGAGCAUCGUGCCCACCACCGCUACGUGGACACCGACCAGGAUCCAUACAGUGUCCAAAAAGGACUGUUCUACUCGCACGUCGGCUGGAUCAUUUUCAAAGAUGACCCCGAUAGGAUCGGCCGCGUGAACGUGGAAGACCUGAAGCGGGAUCCGAUUGUCAAGUUCCAAGCAGACUACUACUGGCAGCUCUUCCUGCUCAUGGCAUACCUGGGACCUACCUUCAUUGCCGGGCUCGGAUGGGGCGACUGGCUCGGUGGAUACGUCUAUGGCGGUCUGUUGGGUACAGCUCUUGUCCAACAAAGCACAUUCUGCAUCAACUCUCUUGCUCACUGGAUGGGAGAUCAGCCCUACGGCACGUUCAAGUCUGCUCGGAACUGUUUCAUCGUUGCGAUCCUGACGCUCGGCGAGGGAUACCACAACUUCCAUCACGAGUUCCCCUCAGACUGGCGCAAUGGUGUGCGCUGGUAUGAGUUUGACCCUACCAAGUGGAACAUCUGGCUGUGGACCCAGCUUGGUUUAGUCACUGACUUGCGCUUCUUUUCCAUGAAUGAGAUCAACAAGAGUAUGCUUCAAGCAUCUCAGAAAGAACUCGACAAGAAGGUUCAGGCUGUUCAGUGGGGUGUACCCAUCGCAGACUUGCCGGUCAUGCUGUUGGAAGAAUACCAUAGCCAGGCCCGAUCCCGAAACUUGAUCCUGAUUGAGAGGAUUGUCUACGAUGUGACGGAUUUCCACCAGAUCCAUCCUGGAGGCGUGGGGUUGAUCAAGUCAGGCUUUGGGAAGGAUGCGACAAGGAUGUUCAAUGAGCUAUACAAACACUCCAAUGUGGCGAUGAACCUCCUUGCGGGCAUGAGGGUCGCGGUGGUUGAUGAAGAUAUGUAG